AGAUUUUAGCACUUCGAAACUUUCUGAUUGGGCUUGAUUUCUAAACGUUGUCACACUAGUAAAAGUGUCACGUCUGAUUUCUCUUUAGCGAGUCAGCUGAUAGAUCUGACACCGGACAGGGCUACAGGCAGGAUUUUAGAAGUCCAAAUUCACAACACCAUCCACAUGGGGAAUGUUUGACAAGGUACCAACCAAACUCUGUACAAUUUUCUGAGCAUUUAAAAAAAACACACAUUUCAAAUAAUUUGUAUUCAGUCAAGUCCCAUUAAUUGUAAUUUAUUUUUAAAAACACCUGUUUAGUCUAAAAAAAUAAAAAUAAAACUAAAUAUUAUGACACUUAUGACUCAUAUUGUCAUGACUUCAUCUUUUUCUUUUUUCUUAAAGUUUGAAAGCCUCGUCCUUCUUCCGAGGCUGCAAGCUGGUGCUGUUGCAGUUGUUGCUGUGAACAUGCAGGACUGAGAGGCAUUAGGAGAAUCUGGAGCAUUACGUCAUGUUAGCAGACCCCCACCACCACCCACCCCCCACCUUUGUGCAGCAUCCGAGCUCUGAUUGGUCCUUCACCCAGUGGCCUAUAAAGCCCAUUGGCUGAUCCCGAGUCAGCUGCUGCGGACCUGACGGAGGACAGGAGAGGGAGGGAGGGAUGCUUCAGAUAAAAGCGGCAGCAGCAGGACUCAUCUGGAUCAACAAAUCCCGAAUAAACCAGAGAACCUCCCGCUUCUGCCGGACCCUGUGUGUUUCUGCCGGACCCUGUGUGUUUCUGCCGGACUCUGUGUGUUUCUGCCGGACUCUGGCCGGCCUGUGGUCCCGCUGCGGCUCGGAGCAGGAGGAGCAGGAGGAGCAGGAGGAGCAAGCUGUAGAUGUGACUCGCCUCCCUCUGACCUUCUGGAGGAAGUUGUCACCACAAUUAUCCAACACUUCCUCUCUGCUCCGCCCCCAGUGCACCAUGGGAUUAGCAGUCCUUCUCAUUCCCGUCCUCUCCCUGGUGACAUCUUCAGUGUGUGCUGGAGUGGGUGGGGCCAGUCAAGGUGGCGCUGUGCUGUGUCCUCUGCAGUGUGUGUGUGAGACGAGGCCCUGGUACACCCCACAGUCAGUGUAUCACCAGGCCAGGACGGUCGACUGUAAUGAACUCCAUCUGCAGAGAGUGCCAGCCAACGUGUCAUCUGACACACAGGUGCUGCUGCUGCAGAGUAACAACAUCUCCUCCAUCACCAUUGAACUGCAGAGUCUGACCAACCUGACAGAACUGGACCUGUCACAGAACCACUUCACACAGGUGAGCUCUAUGGGUCUCUCCUCUCUGGGCCGCCUGGUGACUCUGUACCUGGAGGAGAACCGGAUAGAGGAGUUGGAGGACUUUAGUCUGAGGAACCUGUCCAGUCUGGAGGAGCUCUACAUCAACCAUAACCGCAUCUCCUCCAUCGGACCCAAAGCCUUUGCUGGGCUCACCAACUUGCUGCGGCUCCACCUGAACUCCAACCGGUUGGUGGCCAUCGACAGUCGCUGGUUUGAGUCCCUGCCGUCCCUGGAGAUCCUGAUGAUCGGGGAGAACCCCAUCCUGGGUCUGGAGGAGAAGAACUUCCUGCCUCUGUCCCACCUCCACAGCCUGGUGCUGGCUGGGAUGGGACUGGCCUCCGUCCCCUCUGCCGCCUUCCUGGGCCUCGACUACCUGGAGAGCCUCUCCUUCUACGACAACCGGCUCAGGUCUGUUCCUCGGGACGCACUGAGCAUGCUCCCUAACCUGAAGUUCCUGGACCUGAACAAGAACCCGAUCAGCCGAGUCCAGCAGGGAGAUUUCCAGAACCUUCAGCACCUGGAGGAGCUCAGUCUGAACAACAUGGAGGAGCUGCUGAUGGUGGAGCGAGCUGCUUUCCAGAACCUUCCAGAAAUCGCCAAACUGGAGCUCUGCAACAACCCACGACUGUCCUACAUCGACCCGCAGGCCUUCAGUGACCUGUCCUCCCUCCGGACUCUCCUCCUCCAUAGUAACCAGCUCAGCCUCCUCUCUGGAGACCUCCUCUCCUCCCUCCCCUCCCUGGAGGAGGUGUCUCUUCACUCCAACCCCCUGCGAUGUGACUGUCUCUCCUCCUGGGGGCCUCACCUCGGCAACCAAUCACAUCUCAAGAUGCUGGAGUCCUCCGUCACCCUCUGCUCCACCCCGCCUCACCUGAUUGGUCGGGAGCUCCAGGAGGUGGUAGCGGUGGCAUGGGGCGGGGCCGACGGCGGCGGGGGUGGGGCCAACAGCUGCCUGCCUCACAUCUCUCCUCAGGCCUUCCCACCUGCCAUGAACGUCAGCGCCGGGCAGCCAAUCACACUGGAGUGCUGGGCGGACGCUGACCCCGCCCCCCAGUUCUACUGGGUGACGCCCACUGGAGACAAGGUGAGCUCAGAGGCGGUGGCUGCACCAAUCAUAUCAGAGGAGGGGCGUGGCCUGAGCAGGAAGAAGAAGAAGAAGCAUUGCGUGUCGGCGCCGGGAGCGUUGGUGAUCGAACACGCGGAGCCGUUAGACGCAGGUGUGUAUACCUGUGUAGCGUGGAACAUGGAGGGAGCAGACACGAAGAGUGUCUCAGUGUUUGUGGACUCUGUCGGGGGGAACCGGUGGGGCGCUGAGCCCAGCAGAGAGCAGCCCUGGCUGGGGAACUCGUCCGGCGCUGCAGCCUCUCUGGUGGUGCUGGCUAAGGUGGUUCACGCCCAGUCGGUGGUGUUGGAGUGGAAGUUGUAUCCCAGCGGAGGACCUUCGUCUGUGGGUCAGAACCAGCAGGACGCCCCCCUCCCUCUGCCCCGGUGGACCAGUGCCACUGUGCACAUUGAGAACCCUCAGAUCAGCUACAGGGCCAAGGUUCCAGUAGAUGUUCAGGAGUAUAAUCUGACUCACCUCCUUCCUGCCACAGAGUACCACGUCUGCCUCACCGUCUCCUCCUCUCCUCCCUCCCCCGCCUCCCCCUCCUCGUCUCCCAGCUCCACCCCCACCCCCAUCUCCCCCUCCUCCCCCUCCCCCUCCUCACCCAUCCACACCUCCUGUUUGAAUGUCACCACUAAGGAGGCGGGUUUCUCGGUGGAGAUGGUGGCGUCACGGCGCAGCAGCGUGGCGUUGGCGGCCGUCAUGGGCUCCAUGUUCGCUCUGUCCAUCAUGGCGCUGCUGGUGGUCUACAUGGGCCGCCGCGUGCAGCAGCACAAGUCCUGCGGCCACUCGCUGAAGAAGUACAUGCAGCACGCCAUGUCCAUCCCUCUGAACGAGCUGUACCCGCCGCUCAUCACGCUGUGGGAGAGCGAGGCCGAGAAGGACAAAGACGACAAGGAGGAAGAGAGCGAGGCAGGAGAGAGGGAGGAGGAGGCAGGGGGGAGUCAGAUCGACACGACGAAGACGUACAUGUGGUAGCUGGAGGAGGGGGGAGGAGGGGAGGUUUUCAUCAACAGAAAAACAGACAUCAAAGGAGGGUUUAUGGAGGGACGAGGAAGGACAGAAGAGAAAAUGGAUGGAUGAAAGUUACCAGCAAAGAGAGAGGUCAUGUGACUCAAUGAAGAGCCUGACAGACAAACAGAUGGGUAAACAUUUCUAAAAUGUGGAUAACAAACACAUCUGGCUGCUGAGAAAGAGAGGGAGGAGAAAUGAUGGAGAGACGGUCUGAAUGACUGAACAACAGGUGGAUAAAAACAGCGACGAGCCUUCAGCCCAAAACACGACGUCCUUCACUUUCAAGGAGCCUUCUGCUGCUUUAUUCAUGUUUCAGCCCGUUAAUUACAAACCUGAUCGUCGUUUUCCAAAUCGUCCAUCAGUUUUCAGACUGAUUUCCUUCUUUCCAGGCAGCCAUAGAAAUCAUUUCAUUUUAAUUUCUAUGAAAUUUUCCAAAUUUGUCUGAAUGGUAGCGAACAAGCUAUUAUAAAAACAGUCUCAUUCAUUCUUGGUCUUUACUAAAACUAGACUACAAAAUAAAUGACUUUCAGUCGACUAAAAAAAGACUGAAAUAAAAAGGAUGAGGUUGAGUAAAUAGGACUAAAGCAAUCACUGACUUUGACUAAGACUAAAUCUAAAAAUAGCUGACACAUUAAUAAUAAAUGCGCCAACAAUGGCAGUGAAGAAGAAGAAGACUGCAACUUGGAAACAUGGACGUAAACAGUGCAGGUUUCAAACUUUUAAGAAAAAUCGGCUUUAAUAAAUAAUAAUAAAUGUUUUAUGAGGAAGGAAAAACAUUCAGCACGUUUGUUAGACCUCAAGGAUCCAAACAAUGAAUGGAAACAGAAACUUUGUUUACAAGAAAACAUUUUUACUUUUACUUAGUUUUGAGAUCAAAAAUACAAAACAAAAAAUUAUUUUUCAAUAUUUCCUCAACUCUUGAUGCUCCUGCUACCUGCUCACGACUUCACUUUACUUUAUUGUAAAAUAUCAAACAAAUGCUUUUACUAUCACUUAAGAAUUUUAGUGCUCAGAACUUUAACUUUACUUUUUACUUACAUUUAAGUUAAAGGUAAAAAUAUCAAACUCUCAGAUGAGUGCUUUUGCAAUGCUUGUUUACUUUAGGGCUCAGAACUUUUGGGUACUUUUCUCUGUAAAGGACUUGGUCAACAAAUAAAAAUACAUUUAAAUAAUUAAAUGAAAAUAAAUAUAUAGAAAAGUAUAACAGACACUGACUGAGAGAUCUGUGAGAAGAUAAAAUCAGAUUUUAAUAUUCUCGUGAGAUGGGAUUCAAAAGUAAGCAGGAUUUGUGGUUUGUGGGCUGAAAUAUAAAAACACCAGCAUGUUUCUGUCUUGUGUUCUUUUUAUUCUGUCUCCAUCAAACUAGGUUUCUUCUCUCACAGCUUCAGUUAUUAUUCAGUCAAAGCUGGGCAGCUGGAUGACAAAGACAUUAACGGUGGAUUUGUUGUCACUCAGAUCUGUGUCUCAAACUGCGGGUCAGGGCUGGUAAUUGGUGUCUCGACUCUUCCUCCAGAUGUCUAAAUGUUUCUCCAUCUCUUCUGUCCUCUUCCCUCUGUCUCCUCUCUGUAAGCACACUGACAGUAGCUGUACUGUUAAAAAAAAAAACCUGAUUGUUGAAAUUUAGUUUAUCUGAUGAACAUGACUGCAGCACUAACACUUAGCACAGGCAGCCAUAUGGGAGAUUUCACUUUAAAACGUUUUCAGAGUAGCACUUAGUGGUCCCGUAUUCAAAUCUCCUGUUUUUCUGGACAGAAAGUUCACACAUUUCAAAGCUAUUUAAAGAAAAUAAUGUUGAAUUAAGCUUCAAUGAACAGACGGGACGUCCACUCCUUCCCUCCCUUUUGUCAUGGAACCGUUCGCUGCAACUCAAACAUCCAAAACACACCAAAUACAUCAAACUGUAUGCAGACGACAUCAUAUUUUACAGACAGGUCUAUUCCAACAGCAAGUUACAUCAGGUACAGAAACAAGCUUUUCAAGUCUUUCUUUUAACGUUACAGUUGUGACAUACAUUUAGAAAUGACGCAUCCCACUUAAAUUACAGAAGUUACGUAAGACAUAAAACACAAAUGAUUCACCAUUUCUGAUGAAGAGAAAAGGCAUUUUGUGUUAAGCUGCGUAAUCUUCUGGAGCCAAAAGCAGGACUCAGACAAAGGCUCUGUAACAGUUCAAAUGUAUUUAUUCACAAGACAACACAGGUUAGUCUGGAUACAAAUAGUCACGAGAGAACAACAAACGGUAGCCUCGACCACAUAGGCAAACUGAACGAUCUGGACCUGGAGAGCCGGGGUUUAUGCUGCAGACAGACAGGGGACGAACAGGAAACACCAGUAAAGGGAGGGAACAACUGGAGACACCACGACUGAGGGAGGGGCGGAGCCUGAACAUGACAGUUUGUCAGUUGCUUAAAUUAGAAUAUCAAAGACAUUAAUGUUCGUCUUCAAAAGCAGCCAAGGGUUUGUUGGAUACGGUGACACGUCGGGUGUCAUCUGUAUUAGCGUUCAAAAUGUGUCUUAACUAACGGAAGAAAGAUGAAAAUCACCAAAACAUGACAUCAGAGGUUUAGGCUCAUGAUCGCUGGUAGCACAUUGCUCUUUGAAAAACACAGAAUGUUGUAUAACGACACUUUUGAAGAAAAAUGAAAAUUGCGUUAUUGUCUAUGUUAAAAAUGACACAUAAAGAUAAGCAGGAGGAUGCUCCUCCUUCUUGUUGUCUUACAGUAGUUCGAAGUGUAAAACUGUUUCACAGUUCUGCUGCCGGUUUCUGUGAUACGCUUCCUGUUUUCCAGCCUGUGCGAUCAGGGAUUCAGUCUGCUCAUUCAGUCACUUUCAGUUCAGCUUCCAACCAAACAAACAUCUGAAUACGGGACCUUUAAUCCUCCAGAAACUUCACUGUCUUCACCCGCACAGCAUGAAUGCAUUACUAUUACAUUUGAUUCUAUUUGUUCUGCAUUACCAGCGUGCACAGUGGUUGUCAUGGCGACAGUCCUCCUCCUGCAUCCAUCCUGCUUCAGUGUGUCGUCCUGCAGCAGGAUGGAGUCAGUCACUGACUGUUCCAUCCAUGUGAAGAACUUUAUCGACACCCUCUGCACGGACACUCACUGUGGCCCCGUUGUGCGAAUGCAGAGUUAUAAUCUCGGACUGUUUUGUAUCCUGUAACACUGAGGUCUUUGGGGUUUGUUGGGUUUUUAGCUGUUGAUGACGUUGCACUGGGAGGUGGAGGUGGGUGGUGCUGCAUGCCUUUGCACUCAUAUUUAGGACUGUUUGUAUAAAACCACGUCUGCGUGACAACCUGCAAACUGGAGGAGCGUUGGGUUCAGUCUGGAAGAAUUCCAAUAUUACACAAUGAAUCUAAAUGUCCCGAACGGAAAGACGCUGUUAAUAAAGGAAUUCUUCUUCUUCUGCUUUCACCAAAGAUAAAGACAGACAUUAGCUCAUAAUUAUGACUUCAGCAUCAUCAAAAGAUAAUAAUUACAGUAAUACAUAAUUAUAAGUUAAGGAUGUCAGAAUUACACAACUACGAGACGAAAGGUCAGAGUUGGGAGGAAGUCAUAAUGACAGGGUUCAUGUCUUGUUAUGGGAGAUAGUUUUCUCAGAAGUGUGAGAUAAAGAGCUCCUAUUGGUGGGGACACUUCAGCAGCGCCUGUAGGAACGUGUCUCCACCGUCAUACCGAACUCUACGCCUUUGGUUUUCUCGUUAUUAAGAUUUUUUUCUUUGGUCAAACUUACUUUUCUCAUGUUACAGUUGGUCUGGUCUCAUUAUUUUGAGGGUUUUCUCAUAAUUUUGAAAUUCUGAUCUCAUAACUAAUGAGAUAUAAUGACAUCAGAAUUAUGAGAUUGUCAGUUUUUCUGUUUUUCUCUGUUUUAUAUCUCCGGAAACUGAAUAUAUUUAACUGUCGGACAAAACAAGACAUCUGAAGACGUCAGCUAAUCGCUGGGAUUCUUCUUCUCCUUUCAUCCAAAAGCUGUCCGGCUGUAGAAACUGUUUCCUCAACAGUUUAAAGUCUUUACGAAUAUCCUUCCCACACUGCGAGGCAGAAGCAUCUCGUGCUGAUGCUGUCUGAUCCAUCAGUUUGCAGGUUUGUUGUUCAGACUUUUAGCCAAAUAUUUCCUCAACUGUCUGUCAACCGAAACACUUCAGGAACAAACACCCAAAGGAUGCUCUGGGCAUUUCAAAGAAUAUAUACUGUAUAUACACACAUUAUAUGCUGUUAGAGGUUUCUUUGGUUCUCUGGUUGCAGCGUCUCCAGUGGGAGGACAUCCUGUUUUAUAUCUCAGAGAACUGAAUCUGAACUGUUUGCAGAUGUGUGACUUUUAGUUCUGUUUUCAGCUACAAAGCUUUAAGGCUUUUAUAAUGUUAAGACAUGUGGACGUCUGACUGCUGGAGUGUCUGAUUCUUUCCUUUGAGCUUUAAGCUUCAUUCUUGACCUUGGAAAUGGCAGUUUAGCAAAACACAACGUUCACUUGGUGUUUCUGAAGCUUUCCUGCACAAAUACCAGCUGUCGUCAUGUGACCCACAAACUUUGAGGAAGACUACAAGAUGUAGCUGAAAGCUUCAGAAAAUCAGAGUAAGUUGGAUGUUGUGUUGAGAAUUUCCUUUCCCUUUGUUUUCCCUCUUGAAAAACCUCAAAAACACUCUGCAGAAGGUUUUUAAAAGAUGAUUAUUGAUCUGAUUUCAUUAGAACUGAUCAUCAGUCUGAACCUUCAGAGUUCGGUGUGGAAACACGCCCUCCGGUGGCCGUCAGAGUGAACAACCAGGAACAAUCACACCACACUGCUCUUCUCAUUCACAUUAAACUUGACAGUAAUAUGCAGGGUAUUUUGUAUAAAGUGUAUCGCUCUAUAUUUGAAGACAACUAUCGCUUAUAUUAUUAUUAUUGUUAUUAUUAUUAUUACUCAACACUGAGCACCAACUGUAACUAAAGAUGUGUGUGUAUGUGUGUGUGGGAGGGGAAGAUAAUAUAAAUACACACUUUGUCACUAUA
Messenger RNA from Siniperca chuatsi (mandarin fish), 8396 nucleotides. RefSeq lists its product as uncharacterized. The record is from RefSeq and is a predicted model, not a curated record. The transcript is spliced from 13 exons. Bases 641 to 3376 code for a protein of 911 amino acids. Gene Ontology annotation, molecular function: protein binding. Lineage: Eukaryota; Metazoa; Chordata; Actinopteri; Centrarchiformes; Sinipercidae.